CCCAAUGAGGAAUAGGCGUGGUCUAACAGAGACCACGCCCACUUUACCAAAUAAGGAAAUGGGCGUGGCCCCGGCGCGACCACGCCCAAUAAUGGUCACACCCCCGCGUUUGGGCGGGAACUCGCCCCAAAUAAGGAAGUGGGCGGGGCUUGGGGUGGCCACGCCCCCCGGCCUGAGUCAUCCCCGCGCGCGGCCCCGGCGGAGCGAAGUGACCCCCCGGGCUCUCCCAGUGACCCCCGGGACCCCCCCGGGACUCCCGGGCCCCCCCAGCCAUGGAGAGUUUUCGGGGUCUCUCGGACCAGGAGCUGCUGGAGAAACUUCAGAGCCGCCGCGGGCCCCUGGAUGAUCCCGACAACGACCGAGCCCCCCCGGAAUUUGGGGAGGGGGCGCGAGCCCGGCAAACUAUUGGGGAGCCCGGCCCCUCCCCCACCCUGAGGGAGCACGCGGACAGCCCCCUGCGUUUGGAGCCCCGGCAGCCUCUCCGAGCCCCUCCCCCCACCGGGGGACCCCCACCCUGGAGCCCCCCGGGACCCCCAGAGCCCCUCCCGGGCCCCCCCGGGCGCCUCCUCCCCCUCAGACCCCAACUGGUGGCGCUGGGGGUGAUCGGGGGGGUCCUGCUGGGGCUGCUGCUGCUGGGGGGGGGGCCCGGGCUGACCCCCCCCACCCCAAAAUCCAUCCGGGACCCCCCCCCCUCAAAAAAUUCUCGAGUUUUGGGAACCCCAAAAUCCUCCCUGUAACCACCCAAGACGUUCAAAUUUCCCUCCCCCUUCCCAAAAUCUCCUUGGGAUCCUCCCCAGGAAGCCCAAAAUUCCCUUGGGAACCCCCCAGGAGCCCCGAAAUUCCCUCUGGAUACCCCUCAGGACCCCCAAAAUCUUCUUCGGGACCCCCGCCCCCUCAGGGACCCUCCAUUUUCCACCUGGGGACCCCCAAAAAUCCCUUGGAACGCCGCCCGGGACACCAAAACUCACUUGGGACCCCCGAAAUCCUCUCGGGAUCACCGCCAGACUCCAAAAUCCCCUUGUGUCCCCCUCCAGGACCCCCCAGACCCCUCACAAACCUCCCCAAAUUCGGGGGGUCCCGGCCCCCCUCAAUAAACGCAUUCAACGCC
Molecule: messenger RNA, 1108 nt
Organism: Poecile atricapillus (Black-capped chickadee)
Lineage: Eukaryota; Metazoa; Chordata; Aves; Passeriformes; Paridae
Product: basic proline-rich protein-like
Exons: 5
Coding region: 273-737 (154 amino acids)
Source: RefSeq, a predicted model, not a curated record